AGAAUCGAAGCCUGAGACGGAGACUCUGGGCGCCGAUGUCUGCAGCAAGGUCAGGGAUAUCAUCGCCCACGGUAACGCUGAAGAGCUGACAGUCAAGAAGAUUGUACGGCAGCUGAGCGCGGACUUGGGUCGCGACAUGUCGUCGCAGAAGAAGGCUAUCAAGGAGUUCAUCACGAACGACCAGGCGGAAAUUUAGACUGCACUUUGAAGUUUUGUUCAAUUCUUCACGGCAGCUACAGUAGUUCUAUACGAAUACUUGCUGCGUCCAAGCUUUUCAUGACCCAGAUCACACUUACGUGUGGCAUGAUAGCUUUUUGGAUGCAGCUUGGUAUUUUCUACAAUUUAAUGCCUUUUGAUGUC
Messenger RNA from Phytophthora infestans T30-4, 360 nucleotides. RefSeq lists its product as uncharacterized. The record is from RefSeq and is a predicted model, not a curated record. Lineage: Eukaryota; Oomycota; Peronosporomycetes; Peronosporales; Peronosporaceae. The annotation marks the transcript as partial. The transcript has 2 exons.